Molecule: messenger RNA, 1419 nt
Organism: Capronia coronata CBS 617.96
Lineage: Eukaryota; Fungi; Ascomycota; Eurotiomycetes; Chaetothyriales; Herpotrichiellaceae
Exons: 5
Coding region: 1-1419 (472 amino acids)
Molecular function (GO): oxidoreductase activity; heme binding
Source: RefSeq, a predicted model, not a curated record
AUGACAUUGACCAGAUCGGAGGUUCGAAAACAUUCAACCAAGAAAAGCUGCUGGGUGAUCAUCAACAACGCUGUAUACGAUGUCACCGAGUUUGUGGACUCACACCCAGGCGGAUCCAGGAUUAUAAUGAAAUAUGCUGGGCGCGACGCCACUGAGGCCUUCCAACCCAUUCACCCCGCAGAUACCCUGGAAAAGCAUCUCACUCCGCAACAGAGUCUGGGGCCCAUUGCUUCAGAAGCUUCCUCAUCACAAGAACGGCCCGAGUCACGCAACCCAAAACAGAAACCAAAGGCUUCCACCCAGAGAAAAGCCAAGUUAUCCUCAAUCAUCAGCGUGGCAGACUUCGAAUUAGCCGCGUCCCGUAACCUUCCUCCAGGAUCUUUUGCAUUUUUCAAGAGCGGCGCUGAGGACGAAUAUGCUGUCAACUGGAAUCAGGAAAGUUGGAAAGCAAUACGCCUCCGACCCCGUAUACUGCGACCAGUUGAAAGCAUUAAUACAUCGUGCUCGAUCUUGGGAACCAAAUUCUCUUCACCCUUCUUCAUUUGCCCUGCUGGCGGUGCAAAUCUGGCCAUCCCUCAAGGAGAUGUGCUCUUGACCAAGGCCGCUGCUAGGCAUGGCAUCCUGCAAUGGGUGUGCAACAAUGCCGGCAGUACUCAACAAGCCAUAGCCGAUGCACGUAUACCAAAUCAGACGUUAUACUGGCAGAUUUAUGCCAUGGCCGACUUGACUAUCACUGAGCGUGAGAUCAAGCAGGCUGUUGAGCUGGGAUACAAAGCUUUUGCUUUGACUGUUGAUGCGGUCAGGGCUGGGAAACGAGAGCGUGAUGUGCGAGCGAGUAUCUCCGAAACCGAGGACGCCGAGGAGGAUGAAGAGGAAGAGGACGAAGAUGAGGACGGCUUCACCAAGGGGCCAGCAGUCAAACGCCCACCGGUCUGGUCCAGUUUUGACUGGAUCUCCGCGGUCAAGUGGCUUCGAGGUCUGACAGACCUACCAAUUGCCAUCAAAGGCAUCCAACGCUGGGAGGAUGCAGCACUGUGUAUGCAUUACAAAGUUCACCCUUGGCUCUCCAACCAUGGAGGUCGACAGUUAGACGGCGCGCCCUCUUCGCUAGAGACACUUGUCGAUAUCCGCAAGCACUGCCCCGAAGUCUUCGACAAGUGUGAAGUCUUUGUGGAUGGCGGUAUCCGCAGAGGCUCCGAUAUUGUCAAGGCACUUGCGCUGGGGGCAAAAGGGGUUGGAUUGGGCAGAUCGUUUUUGUUCUCCCUGGUCUUUGGUGAAGCAGGGGUCAACAAGGCCAUUCGAAUCCUCAACCACGAGCUUGAGACUACCAUGGCGUUGAUGGGCGUCACUUCACUCGAUCAGCUCAAUCCUUCCUAUGUAAGUGUCCUCCAUGCCCUUCCGAAGAGGGACUCGCACUAA